Messenger RNA from Pectinophora gossypiella (pink bollworm), 1589 nucleotides. RefSeq lists its product as uncharacterized. The coding region runs from base 148 to 1248 and encodes 366 amino acids. The transcript has a single exon. The record is from RefSeq and is a predicted model, not a curated record. NCBI's taxonomy places the organism in Eukaryota, Metazoa, Arthropoda, Insecta, Lepidoptera, Gelechiidae.
GCUUGUCAAAGUCAGGUGUUAAGAUCUGACAUUUGUGUAAAAAGUUGUCAAAUUAGAAAAAAUGAGAAGGAACGAGUUAAAAUUAAUUAGAUUAAAGUCUGAAAUAAUGUUUUUAGUUUAGUUUGUAGAACAUAAAGAAAUGCCAAAAUGUUCUCCAUCCGUGGACAACGAGUGGUACAUAAGUGCCUCAAGAUUUUGAGGUUAUCUUUUGUUAAUUUUAGAAGUCAGCACAAUUUGCAUAAUUUAAACCCAGUAAGGACGGUGGAGAAGACCAUCGAGAACAACACAAGUAUAUUUGUUGAGAGCCCCAUACAUGUUAAAAUUCAACCCAUCGACGUACACAACAUAAAAGCUCAUAACAAGUUGGUAAUGACAUUGUAUAGCCAAGGUAAGGGAACGAACGAUUUCCAGGUGAAACAGACUUCCAAAAGAUUAGAACUGCUUAACAAGAACACCUCUUCGGACAGGAGCGAUGUAUGCUUAAUACAAGUACCAUAUCAGUUGAAAGUGCAGGUCACGACAACAGAUAAAGCGUCGGUGGAACUAGGAAAGUUAGAAGGCGAGGAGUUCGUCGUGAAAACUGACAAAGGGAAGGUUAUCGUGAAAGAUCUGAAAGCCCAUCGCAUCAAAGUAGAGAGCAAUGAGGGAGAGGUGGUGACUGAAGGCCGGUUGCAGGCAUCACACAUUGAACUCAAGACUGGAUUGAAUUCUGGCAUAAGCUGCAACAACAUAAUGGCGCAGCUACUCAACGUGAACACACACGCCGGGCCCAUUGUAGUGAAGUCAUGUUACAGUGACAAGUCUCAUUUUACUACUCUAAUGGGUAACAUCCGUCUGGCCCAUCUUCACAAAAAUGUUAUGAUAGAUGUGAUUCAACAAGGCAACUUGCACAUAACAUAUUUCUCAGGCAAUCUACAGGCUUCAUUGAAGAGUGGGGAUGUGUACAUGCUGGCAUCACAGCUGGUUGACAAGAGCAGUAUUUUCAUACAUGAGAAGGGGAAGGUGGAAGUGUUGAUUCCAGACAUACUGAACAAUUUGCCGGCUACUAAUCUUAUAGCUGAUAAGAUAUUUGUUGAUGACAAAAUAUUGAAGUUAGGUAGAUUUAUGGAUGACUCUCACCCUAAAAGAUUUAGGUUUGAGAAGGAACCACAGAAUGAGUUGCAUGUAGUGUGUAAGAAUGGCUCAAUCGAAUUGAAGGAAACAACUCUACCCUUUGGGAACAUCAUAUCAACCUGUACUACGGACUAAUUAUACCAGAGCCUGCUUUCUUGUAUUGUAAUCUGAUGUAGAUUUGAGGACACUUGUUAAUUAAUUAAAUAAAUAUAAUAUUGUUAAAUGUAACUGUAAUGUUUAUUUGUUUUUAUCAAUAUUCUGGCCAGUCUACAAUUUGAUUUAUGAAAUACUUUUUGUGUAUUUAAUCAUAUUGUUGCAUUUCUUCAUACCGAAAGGUGAAGUUUGUUGUUUGUACAGUACUCAUAUGCAUAACAUAUAUUAUGUGUACAUGUUAUACAUGCAAUCAAAACAUUUAACAUACCUAUUAUUUCUCUAGCUGUUAUCACUGUGUUGUGUCUUCCACUGCAUUAAUAGAA